Anopheles bellator is the source of this 773-nucleotide messenger RNA. RefSeq lists its product as uncharacterized. Gene Ontology annotation, cellular component: Golgi apparatus; ciliary membrane. Lineage: Eukaryota; Metazoa; Arthropoda; Insecta; Diptera; Culicidae. The transcript is spliced from 3 exons. Gene Ontology annotation, biological process: negative regulation of smoothened signaling pathway. The record is from RefSeq and is a predicted model, not a curated record. Bases 84 to 587 code for a protein of 167 amino acids.
AGGUUAAACAUAAAUCGGAAAGAUGCUUCCUUAACGACCUCCCCCCAGUUGUACCAAUAAAAUCAUAUCCGAUCGUCGUCGUUAUGGAUAAACUCACUACAAUCAGUGCUGCCCUGUUCGUGGCUGCCGAUGUGUGCGCGGUAGUGAGUCUCGCAAUGCCGGAUUGGAUUGUGACCAGCGUAGGAGGAGAAACGCGACUGGGAUUGAUGUGGACGUGCAUGACGCUGUACAAUCGGCCCCAAAUAUGUUUCACGCCGGAACUGCAACCCGAGUGGCUCAUCGCGCUGAUAUGUAUCUUUGUGGGUUGCAUCUGCAUUACAACCACCAUCAUUCUGCUGAUCUUGAGCAAUUGGGAUCGGAACGUGAUCCCGUACGCACGAUGGGUUGGCUUUACUGCCAUGGUUCUGUUUUGCCUAGCGGCGGUCAUAUUUCCGCUCGGAUUUCAUGUCGACGAAAUUGGUGGCCAACCGUACCAUCUGCCCCACUCGCACCAGGUCGGAAUCUCGUACAUCCUUUUCGUCUUAUCCCUCUGGAUCACCGUGGUUUCAGAGCUGUUUGCCGAAAAGGUUUGCUUGCCGCAGUUUUAGGUGCGCCCGCACAUUGUCCAGUAUUCACACACAUACGCCCUGCAAAUGUACUCUAAACAGAGGAAUCGAUUGACAGUAAUUCUUCAUUUCCUAGUGACGGAAUUGAGCGAUAGGGUUAAAAGAAUGAAGUGAAACUCCGUAUUACCAACCAAAAGAUAUAAGGUACUUUUAGUGUGUGUAGGUGGA